Messenger RNA from Linum trigynum, 2639 nucleotides. The record is from the annotation of a GenBank genome assembly. Lineage: Eukaryota; Viridiplantae; Streptophyta; Magnoliopsida; Malpighiales; Linaceae.
GCCCAAAAAAAUAUUCUUCCCCCCCCCCCACCCCCGAAUGGCCGGACGGCGAAAGCACCACCGCAGGCGCACAAGAAUAGUUCAAAGACAGAAGAAGAAGACAGAGAAGAGUGACGAUCGCCGUCGACCCAAAGAGUUCCAUCGAUUCGCGGAUGUCAACUUCGUGAUCUCAGCCGAAUUGGGGGAAACCCUCUCGCCAGCGACGACAAAACACCUCCCGAAUCUCGAAUUCACCGCCGUCCCAAUUUUUAAUCCCUAAUUGAUCUUGUAACCUAAAAUGGCUUCUUCCUCUUCUUCCAGGCAGAAUCCGCUUCCCACCACCAACCUCUCCUCCUCCAUCUUUCCAACCACAAUAUGUCGUCUCCCGGCGGAACAACCGGCAGCGACCCCAACGGCGACUUCAGCACGAAGAUCGCAAUCCUCCUCGUCGGCGUCGGAUCCGCCGCCCUCGUCGUCACGAUCUAUCACUGCAUCGCCGUCGGGUGGUGCAACCGCAACCACUGGAGCGGGUUCGGGAACCAGCAGGGCGCGGGGCAGCAGCGGCAGCGGAGCCGCCGGUUCAUGGCGGAGGUGCUGGAAGGGCAGAGCAUGGAGAGCUCGACGGCGGAGCUGAUCCCGGCGUACAAGUUCUACAAAGGGAUGGGGCUGAUGAAGGAGGACGGCGGGACCUGCGCCAUCUGCUUGUGCGAGUUCGAGGAAGGGGAGGAAUUGAAGACGCUGCCGGAGUGUGUGCAUUCUUUCCACGUUGGGUGUAUCGAUAUGUGGCUGUAUUCCCACUCCAAUUGCCCGAUGUGCCGGACCGACGCCGCGCCCUCGCCCCAGGUGUCGUUCCAGGAGGAGGAGGCCGGCGGCGGCGCGGUGGAGGUCGGAGAUCGGAACUCGGUGGUUACGUUGGAGGGUAUUAUUGUACAUUCCCGGCCCGAUCAAUGAUUCGAUUUUCCGAUUGAAUUUGAAGAAUUGCAGGGUUUUCGCCUGUUGUGAUGGCUUUUGCGUAGUGUUAAACCGACGUGGUUAUUCAGAUCCGAUGAUGAAAUUUUUGGAAAUCCACAUCGGGGAAUCGGUAAUUACACUGAUUAUAAAUGUAAUUAACGAUACACCAUACUUGAAUUGGAAUAUUGGAUGCAGAAUAAACAUGGUUAUCAUUCUAAAAAACAAUAGACACAUUCCAGCAAGAUAGAUACAAGAAUUGAGCAUAUAUACUGUAAACUUUGACAAUCCGGUUUAAUCUAUCAUCUCGAUUUACAAUUUGUCAGAAUUAAUAAUGUGAAACGAACUUUUUUUUUUACAUCAACUUGUACUAAAUUCAAUUAAGUUUAUUAAUGAUUUACAAUCAGUGUUGAUAUGCUGAAAGAUAGAUGACAAGAGAUAAGAAGUGAAAAUAUCAUGUUCUUGAUCUUAUUUAUUAAUUUUAACGAUAUUAUUUUGUCUAUUUUAUUGUCACACUAGAUCGUAAUGCUAUACUCAUGAGACACUUGUGGAUGCCAUGUAGAAAAGUGACCCUACGAUUAGGGGUGGAGCUACACAGGGCCUGGGAGUAGGGAUGGCAAUGGGCCGGGUUGGGUCGGGUUUUGUCAAAGCCAAACCUAUGGGUUUAUCCGUGAAAAAAAUUCGGGGUAAAACCUAUUGGGUUUGAAAAACUCAAACCCAACCCAACCCGUUGGGUAUCCGCGGGUUCAUGGGUACCCACGGGUUUUGUCGUAAAAAAUUUACAAUAACAAGUUCCUAUCAAAAUUAAAGUCAAAUAUCAAUCUCUCAAUACAAAUUAUCCAUAUUUAAAACACCAUUCUAGAAAAUUCAAGCAAAUCACAAAUUAACUAUACAAAUUGUUCAACACCAAUCUAGAUAACAUCUACUUCAUUCUACACAAUUAGAAGGAAAAAAUUACACAUGACUCCACAAACAUAAAUAAGAUUGGUUGUUUAGAAUAUAAAAUAUACCGAGAAAAAUAAUUAUAUGUGUGUGGGCGGGUACCCAUUGGUCGGGUUUACCUAAACCCAAACCCAACCCAAUCCAGUGAAUAGUAAACGGGUUUAAACCCAAACCCGGUCCAAAACCCGUCAACACGGAUUUUACCCGCGUUGACCGGGUUGGAUCGGGUGGGUACCCGUGGGUUCGGAUUUUGUUGCCAUCCCUACCUGGGAGGGGCCUAGGCCCCCUCGAGAAUUUUGAAAAUCACAAAUGAAUGUUUGGGUAUUCAAUAAUAACAAGAUCCGUGCAACAAUGUACAAAAUGAAGUCACUUAACCUCAUGGAGUUGUACGUAUAGGUGUCAAUCGGGCGGGUUCGGGCGGGUUCGGGCGGGUUCAAUUGGGUUCGGGUUCAAACGGGUUCCGGGUUAGUCGGGUUGCGGGUUCAUCGGGUUCGGGUUCAUCGGGUUCAGGUUCAAACGGGUUGCGGGUUAGUCGGGUUGCGGGUUAGUCAGGUUGCGGGUUCAUCGGGUUCGGGUUCAUCGGGUUCAGGUUCAAACGGGUUGCGGGUUAGUCGGGUUGCGGGUUAGUCAGGUUGCGGGUUCAUCGGGUUCGGAUUCAAUCGGGUUGCGGGCAAAUCGGGUUGCGGGUUCAUUGGGUUUUGGGUCGGACGGGUUGCGGGCGGGUCGGGUUUCGGGUUGUUCGGGCCAGCGCAUAAAGUAACUAAACUCAU